Molecule: messenger RNA, 2865 nt
Organism: Amphibalanus amphitrite
Lineage: Eukaryota; Metazoa; Arthropoda; Thecostraca; Balanomorpha; Balanidae
Product: dual specificity mitogen-activated protein kinase kinase 7-like
Exons: 11
Coding region: 401-2047 (548 amino acids)
Biological process (GO): protein phosphorylation
Molecular function (GO): protein kinase activity; ATP binding
Source: RefSeq, a predicted model, not a curated record
AUAACCUGUGUGUUUCUUCGGCUCCCUGCUUGGAAAUCACUUACCAGAUGCGAUUAGUUUAGUUGUCAUCAAUAAUAAUUAUUUAGCGCAACUGUUUUUAUGACGAACGGUAGAAACUAGUAGACAGAAAGCAGUCCGGUAGAGUUUUGCGGAUAAGUAAAUUGCGACAAAUCUAGCGCAUGUUUUGUUAUUAUCGAAAAAUGUCUGUGGGGUUUUGUGUAUUGUGUUUAAUUCUGUGAUAAUAUAUCGUGAAGUAGAUAGUGAAAAUAUUUUGUAUUAAAUCGAAACGCCGUUCACGACGCUCACGAUAACGAUACAUAUACGACGACGAAGUUGCCACUCCCCAUACAUUUGGGGACUUCGAAGGCAUCGUGUUUUAGUGUGAAUCUUCAAGAUCGAGAUGAAUGCCUCAGCAACGGGGGCAACCCCAAGAACUAGGCCUUCAGCCUCAGCAAUGUCUGGCCUAAGAUUAAAUGUGAGAGAUGUUCACAAUAGAUUACAAGAGGAAAAUGAAUCCAGGGAUGCAGACCGUGGCCUUAACCUGGAUUUUUCUCGUCCGAAGGAAGGCCAACCGAGUCGGAGACCAAGACCAUUACCGAUCACGGCCGAGUUCGCGCCCGGGCGGUCGGACGAGCAGCGCCGACCGCCGCGCAACCUGCACUUCCCGUCGCACCAGCAGCCGUUCCGGCGCAUCAACAGCGCCGAGAUCCAGACCAAGAUGAACGAGAUCAUGCAGCUCACCGGCAUACUCACCAUUGACGGCGUGCGGUACCGAGCCUCGCCGGAGGACCUGCAGCACGUCGGUGAGCUGGGCACCGGCAGCUGCGGACACGUCGUCAAAAUGGUCCACAAACCCAGCGGAAAGGUGCUGGCCGUCAAACAAAUGCGCCGCAGCGGUAACCCGGAGGAGAACAAACGGAUUAUCAUGGACCUGGACGUGGUGCUCAAGUCGCACGACUGUCCGUACAUUGUCCAAUGCCUGGGCUGCUUCAUCACCGACGCCGACGUCUGGAUCUGUAUGGAGCUCAUGGCCACCUGCCUCGACAAACUGCUCAAAAAGCUGGGCAACAAGCCCAUUCCGGAGCCCAUCCUGGGCAAAAUCACCGUCUCCACGGUGAAGGCGCUACACUACCUGAAGGACCAGCACGGCGUCAUCCACCGCGACGUCAAGCCCUCCAACAUCCUGCUGGACGAGAUGGGACAGGUGAAGAUGUGCGACUUCGGCAUCUCGGGCCGGCUGGUCGACUCCAAGGCCAAGACGCGCACGGCCGGCUCGGCAGCAUACAUGGCCCCGGAGCGGAUCGAGCCGCCCAACCCGGACCGGCCCGACUACGACAUCCGCGCCGACGUCUGGUCACUGGGUAUCACCCUGGUGGAGCUGGCCACCGGCGUGCUGCCCUACGCCGACUGCACGUCAGAGUUCGAGGCGCUCACUAGGGUGCUCAAGUAUGACGCGCCGCUGCUGCCGGACGGCGGCGGCUUCAGCCCCGAGCUGCGCAGCUUCGUCAAAGACUGUCUCACCAAAGACUACAAACAGAGACCCAAGUACAAGCGGCUGCUGGACCACGAGUUCAUUAAGAAGUCGGAACGGAUGCGGGUCGACGUCAGCUCCUGGUUCAGAGAUGUGCAGGCACAGACCUCCGGUAUCAAGACGCCGACAACGAGGAGACGAACGCCGCCGCCCGCCUCUCCCCACCACCCCUUCCACAGCCGGAGACGCAACCCCGAGCCGGAGAGGUUCACGCCUGAGUCGUGGGCGCCGCGCGGACGCUUCUCAGAACGCUCGGGGCUUUACAACUUUUUGGGGCUGAAUCCGUGCGCGGAUGGCCAGCCGAGGUACAACUCGAUGGCGUCUCCGCUGAUGAUGCGACGCCAGGACGCGGGCCGCGGUGGCGGCUCUCAGUCUGUGCCAAAUGCCUCAACGUCACAGUCACACGGGUCUCCGUCUGGCCGUCCGCCGCUGGACCGGCGCGCCUUCUUCACCCCGGAGCCGCACCGGCGGCCGUUUCCACACCACUCACACCAGCCCAUGUUCAGCCAACCGUAGCCCCCGCGCCGCUGGACGGGCUACCUCAGCAAGUUCAAACGGCCGCCCGCCACCUCGGCCGCCGCCCGGCGUGUCUCCGUUCGGCCCCCUACUUAUCUAUUUAUUGACGCGCGCGCGCAGCGGUACGGCGACAGUGGCCGCGCUGUCACAGCGAGAUUUUGCCUGUUUGUAGCGUUUAGUGUCCAGUAUUUUGAGAGAAAGCUAGUCAAUGAUUCAAGCAUUCUGAUCAAAAUGUAUGCCUGCUGUACCAUCGGUCCGUCUUGGUUUGGUUGCGCGCCUGGCGCCGGUCUGGGGCCGGCGUCUGCGGCCCGCUGGAGGCGUCUGGCGCUCCGUCAGUCCCUGGCCCGCCGCUCGUCCGUCAGAAGGGCGCUGUUCGCCGCGCAGAGGCCGCUCACAACCGUCCCAUUUGCUCAUCAUCCCGGCCGGCAGACCGGCCGAGACGUCACUGCCGAGCGACCCGUGACGUCAUCGUCGAUCGGCUCGUGACGUCAUCGUCGCUGUCGACGUUGCGCCGCGGCAGCGGAUCGCGGGCCGAGGUGGCGAGGCCAGAGUCGCCACUCUGUGAUACGAUCUCCCCUUCCCUGACCUGCCCUGACCUGGCCUAAUCUGAGCGCCGCCCGUCCCGUCCUCUCUCCGGUUCUCCCAGGUCCGCUCCCCUCCUCUCCCUCUGCCUCUGUUUCGUCUCCUCUCUCCCCUGUCGGCGGCGGCGUACAUGUGCGUGUGAGUAAAUGUGUGUGACGAGAACCGGCGAACAGGAAAGUGAUCGUGCGCGCGAUUUUCUAACCGUGUAUUCUGAAUAAUAAAGUGCGACAAUCCGA